Molecule: messenger RNA, 4250 nt
Organism: Myodes glareolus (Bank vole)
Lineage: Eukaryota; Metazoa; Chordata; Mammalia; Rodentia; Cricetidae
Source: RefSeq, a predicted model, not a curated record
GCUCCUCUGUGUCCUGUAGCUCUGCUGUGUGCAUGUACUAGCUGCCUACAGACCAACUACACGUGUGAAACAGAUGGGGCCUGCAUGGUCUCCAUCUUCAACCUGGAUGGCAUGGAGCACCACGUGCGCACCUGCAUCCCCAAAGUGGAGCUGGUUCCUGCCGGAAAGCCCUUCUACUGUCUGAGCUCUGAGGACCUGCGCAACACCCACUGCUGCUACAGCGACUUCUGCAACAAGAUUGACCUCAGGGUGCCCAGCGGGCACCUCAAGGAGCCUGAGCACCCCUCCAUGUGGGGCCCUGUGGAGCUGGUGGGCAUUAUCGCUGGCCCAGUCUUCCUCCUGUUUCUCAUCAUCAUCAUCGUCUUCCUUGUUAUCAACUAUCACCAGCGUGUCUACCACAACCGCCAGAGACUGGACAUGGAGGACCCCUCGUGUGAGAUGUGUCUCUCCAAAGACAAGACACUCCAGGAUCUUGUCUAUGAUCUCUCCACGUCAGGGUCUGGCUCAGGGUUACCCCUUUUUGUCCAGCGCACAGUGGCCCGAACCAUUGUUUUACAAGAGAUUAUCGGCAAGGGCCGGUUUGGGGAAGUAUGGCGUGGCCGCUGGCGAGGUGGUGACGUGGCUGUGAAAAUCUUCUCUUCUCGUGAAGAGCGGUCGUGGUUCCGGGAAGCAGAGAUCUACCAGACAGUCAUGCUGCGUCAUGAAAACAUCCUUGGGUUUAUUGCUGCUGACAAUAAAGAUAAUGGCACCUGGACCCAGCUGUGGCUUGUCUCUGACUAUCACGAGCAUGGCUCCCUGUUUGAUUAUCUGAACCGCUACACAGUGACCAUUGAGGGGAUGAUUAAGCUGGCCCUGUCUGCAGCCAGCGGGUUGGCACACCUGCACAUGGAGAUCGUGGGCACUCAAGGGAAGCCUGGAAUUGCUCAUCGAGACUUAAAGUCAAAGAACAUCCUGGUGAAGAAGAACGGCAUGUGUGCCAUUGCAGACCUGGGCCUAGCCGUCCGUCACGAUGCAGUUACUGACACCAUUGACAUUGCUCCAAAUCAGAGGGUGGGAACCAAACGAUACAUGGCUCCUGAAGUCCUUGAUGAAACCAUCAACAUGAAGCACUUUGACUCCUUCAAGUGCGCUGAUAUCUAUGCUCUCGGGCUCGUGUACUGGGAGAUUGCGCGGAGAUGCAAUUCUGGAGGAGUCCAUGAAGAAUAUCAGCUGCCGUAUUAUGACUUAGUGCCCUCCGACCCUUCCAUUGAGGAAAUGCGAAAGGUUGUCUGUGACCAGAAGUUACGACCCAACAUCCCCAACUGGUGGCAGAGUUAUGAGGCGCUGCGGGUGAUGGGGAAGAUGAUGCGUGAGUGCUGGUACGCCAAUGGUGCUGCCCGCCUGACAGCGCUGCGCAUCAAGAAGACUCUGUCCCAGUUGAGUGUGCAGGAAGAUGUGAAGAUCUAAGCUGCUCCGCUGCCUACACAAAGAACCUGGGCAGUGAGGAUGACCACAGCCACCGUGCUGAGCGUACUGGAGGCCUACCUCUUGUUUCUGCCCAGCCCUCUGGCCAGAGUCCUGGCCUGCAAGAGGGACAGAGCCCGGGAGACGCGCACACUCCCAUUUUGGGUUUGAGACACAGACUUUUUAUAUUUACCUCCUGAUGGCAUGGAGACUCGGAGAGCAAAUUAUGUAGAGAACUCGAUGCCGCAAGUUGAACUGCAGUGGGAAGUAGACAGAACCCAGUGCAUCUGGCGUGUGGCCAGCAAUGGUGGUGGGGUGCUGGGCUCUCCCUGGAGCAGCCCCUAUACCUUGUGGUCUGUUAGGCUGGAGGUUUUCCUCCAGGGACCAGUCAACCUGGCAGCAAGGUAUUGAGAAGAACUGGAAGUGUAGCCCCUCUCACAGGCAGUCCUGAGCCACGCCAUCCCCUUCUCCUCACGGACAUCUAGAGGGACUGCCACUAGGGAGGCCACCUGCUGCCUGUCUGUCCAGCCAAGUGUGCAUGUGCCGAGGUGUGUCCCACAUUGUGCCUGGUCUGUGCCACGCCCUUACACGUGUGUGUGUGUGUGUGUGUGUGUGUGUGUGUGUGUGUGUGUCUGUAGGUGCACACUUACCUGCUUGAGCUUUCUGUGCAUGUGCAGGCCAAGGUGUGCUGGUGCCUCUGUCACAGUGAGCAGUGUCUGGUUAACGUGGUGCCCUCCUGGAGGUCUCUCCUGUUCCCAGCCUUUGGCAGGGUGGUCCUUUUCUCAGCAGGCUGCUUGCCACCCUGUGUCACAGACCUUCCUCUCCCGUUUCAGACCACAACCAAAGCUGGCCCACUUGUCCAUGGGAGAGGCUUUUGGGUCAAAAUGAGGGGAGGGGAGCAGGACGAGCAGAGACAGAAUGUUGUGCGAGCCUUGGGUGUUGUGUUUCAACAUCAGCCGUGGGAAACGAGCCAGCCAAGGGCAUCUUCCUCAGCAGCAGUGAGGAAGGGAGGGCCAGGAGAUCUGAAGCCAGAUCUCGGGUCUCGGAUUGGAAUGUGACAUCUGUUUGUCCCACCCCACAGUCUGCAAACUGCAGUGUAUAUUUUUGGUGGUGGUGGUGGGUUUGGGGUGGGAAGGGAUGGGCUGCAGGGAGUGGGGAGGGAGUCGGGUGGGAGGGAGGCAUCUGCAUGAGCCUUCUUGUACUGGAUUCUCUGAUGAGGCUAGAGGAAGAUGAGAGAUUCGCAUCCACUUCAGGGCCCCUACUGAAGGGAGCAGUCUGAGCUGAAUAUGGUGUUUAACCGAAGUGUAGUAUUUAACGGAUUCUGGAAGCUUGGCUGUGGGUGGUGAUUUGGUCAGCAUAUCUUAGGUAUAUAUAACUUUGAAGCCAUAACUUUUAACUGGAGUGGUUUAUUUUAAUUCAUUUUAUUUUAUUUUAUUUUAUUUUAUUGGGAAGAUCAGGAUUUUAACUUUAAUACUGUUAAGUUUUUAUAGAAGGAAAACCAUCUCUGUGACAAUUACCUCUUAGUCUGUUUGUUUUUAAAGAAAUCCCUAAAACAAACAAAACACCACAGGAAUUCUCUGGAAUCAGAUGCACAUAGUUCAGUCACUGGAGCGUUUGUCUUUGCACCUGAGCCUGCUCCCACUCGGCAGUGAGAGUUUCUCCUCCCUGGGGACUUGGUGUCUUGUAUUGCAUGCACACCCCAUCCUUCGAGCACCCCAGCCUUUUGUGCAUUGUCCACCUGGUUGUGCCCUUCCCAGACAUUUGCUCAGCAAGUUUGGGGUGAGUGCUUGUGGAGACAGGCUGGGUGCUGCACCGGGAGCAUUGAAGGAGGAACUGAAUCGUGAGUGAAUGAGCCCCGUUUUUGAGACCAGAAGGGUCCAUGUCCGCCGGUUCCGAGAGCCUUUGUGAGCCUGGGCUUACUGUUCUUAAGAACCGAGGGAAAGGAGCCUGUAUCCCAUCGGCAGAGAGCAGUGAGGCCUGGAGUUUAGAAACCCAGGUGAAACCCCAAAGCACUGCCUUGGUUGUGUACCCCUUUCUGCCCCAGGGGAGGCAUGAAUUUACACAGGGAAACUGCCUCCGCCCAGCUUCUCCUGCCUUGGGCUCCCCGUUUUCUUAGCCUUUCUAUUUAUUUCCUGGUGUAUAACUUCUUUCCUUGCAUUAAAGGGAUCUUCCUUUAAUUCUUUGGGCCAAUUUACUGGCCAUUGAACUAUUUCCCUUGAGUCCCAAUUAUGUCAUUGGGGGAACCUCUUAGCCCACCCCUGCUGACGUCCCGCCCCCACCUGCAGCUGCACCUUGUGAUUACAGGUGACGAUGGAACUGUAGAGUCCUCUGCUGUCUGCCAGCAUACGCCCACAGUGACUCCUGUGCCACUAGCCCGCACUGGGGCCCUUCUGCCCCUGCGUGUAGUCCAGCUCACCCACCUCUCAGGAAGACUUGAGCAGGUUUGGGGAAGUGCCACCCCAUCCCACUACUCUUUACAUUAAGCUGAGAGUUGGGAGAAACUGAAGCUGUGUUUUGGCUCCCUAAGGCUACCCUGAUCCACAGGGCUACCUGCACCUCUGGAUUCUGGAUUCACAGACCAAGUCCAAGCCUGUUCUUAGGUCGCCGUCAAGGCUCCUGAAUGGCAUUCUCGGUACUUCUGUUUGUUUUUGUACAAUUUAUUAGAAAGGACUGUAAAAUAGCCACUUAGACACUUUACCUCUUCAGUAUGCAAAUGUAAAUAUAUUGUAAUAUAGGAAAUUUUUGUUUUAAUAUAAAAACGAGCCUGUCCAGUUUCUGCUGUACAUUAUUAAAGUUUUAUUCACAGA